Molecule: messenger RNA, 1524 nt
Organism: Gossypium raimondii (Peruvian cotton)
Lineage: Eukaryota; Viridiplantae; Streptophyta; Magnoliopsida; Malvales; Malvaceae
Product: SNAP25 homologous protein SNAP33
Exons: 6
Coding region: 370-1284 (304 amino acids)
Cellular component (GO): plasma membrane; SNARE complex
Molecular function (GO): SNAP receptor activity
Source: RefSeq, a predicted model, not a curated record
UUUCACGACUUUCUCUUUGGAUUUUCUGACGCGUUUAAUGCGUUUCCUUCCCUCUCUUUAAAGCUCUUCAUUUCCCUGACAAUCCAUUUCAAAGACUUUUCUUUUCUCUCUCAUUUUUUGUAUUUUUCAACUUCCUUGGUGUUAAAAUCAGUUUGAUUUUCUCUCCUUUUUUCCAGGUACUUCCCUCGGUUCUUUGUUAUUUUCUUUCAUUUUUGCCUCUUUUUUUCAUACGGAUUGUUUCAGUUUUCUUUCUUGUUCUUAAUCCAACUUAUUGGUUAAACAAACAAAACCCAGAUUACAUUGCAUUUGACUCCUUUCUUCCUAUCGACUGCCUGACCAAGUGACAGAUUUUUUCAUUCAUUAAAAAGAAUGUUAGGUUUAAAGAAAUCUCCAUUGAAGACUGCUAAGCAUAAUUCAGUUGAUCCUGCGCCUGUGGCCGCUUCUCGUUCCAACCCCUUUGAUUCUGAUGACGAGUUUGACAAUAAGCAAACCCUUAAACCUUCAAGAAGGACUUCUUCUGAACCUACUUUGAGUCCACCGAAUUUUGGGGCCAAUCCUCUUGAUGACAAUGAGGGGAAAGUGAACUCUUCUUCUUCAUAUUGGCAAAGUUCAGCAUCACGAAACAAGUAUAAGAAUGAUUUCCGUGAUUCCGGCGGACUUGAGAACCAAUCGGUGCAAGAAUUGGAGAACUAUGCCCUCUACAAGUCUGAGGAGACUACUAAGACCGUCAACAAUUGUGUGAAGAUUGCAGAAGAAAUGAGAGAAGGUGCCACCAAUACUUUGAUUGCCUUACAUCAACAGGGUGAACAGAUUACCCGGACUCAUAAUACGGCUGCUGGCAUUGAUCAUGACCUUAGUCGGGGCGAGAAGCUCUUGGGAAGUCUUGGAGGCAUGUUCUCUAGAACCUGGAAACCGAAGAAGACUCGGCAAAUAGUUGGCCCUGUUAUUACAAGAGAUGAUUUGCCUAAGAGUAGAGGUGGCCACUUGGAGCAAAAGGAGAAACUGGGAUUGAAUACGGUUCCAAGGAGACAUUCAAAAUCACAAACGCCGCCCCCCGAGCCAGCGGAUGCGUAUCAAAAAGUCGAGUUUGAAAAGGCAAAGCAAGAUGACGGCCUCUCCGAUUUAAGCGAUUUACUGGGAGAGUUGAAGGUUAUGGCUGUCGAUAUGGGAUCCGAAAUCGAGAGGCAAAAUAAGAGUCUGAAUGGUCUCCAAGAUGAUGUGGAUGAGCUAAAUUUCCGUGUGAGAGGUGCAAAUCAACGAGCUCGCCGAUUGCUUGGGAAGUAACACUGCAGUUUUGAGAUUCAGGCCGACAUGUCUGUUUCACUCUUCUGUCAUUGUGAUCUCACACACAGCCAUAUUGGGGGAUUUUAUUAGUAUAUUCGCCUCCUUACCUUACCAUGUUUCUCUUACGUUUCAGGCAUAUCAUAUGCUUAACUAUGGACUUUCACAACCGAGUAUGCGUCUUGUCUUUUGUAUUUAUUUUUCUGUUUUUCAAUUAAAUAUAUUACUAAAUAUGUUGAAUAA